Messenger RNA from Dujonia railenensis, 2355 nucleotides. The record is from the annotation of a GenBank genome assembly. Lineage: Eukaryota; Fungi; Ascomycota; Pichiomycetes; Serinales; Debaryomycetaceae.
AUGGCUCCUAAGAAAAUAAUGCUCAGCAAUGAGGUGGAGUUGCUUUACACUAAAUCAAAAACCUACCUACACCCCACCACUUCCAAGAAGGACAACAUAGUUGGAUACUUGUCACUCUCGAGGGGUAACAACGCCACGAACAAUGACAUUCUACUCUCGUUUACCCCUGAGAAUCUGCUUUCCAAAGAGGAAUUGAAAAUCUACCAGGAAGUGGAUAUCGAUGACUUGCUGAUGGAUUUGGCAGCAUUGCUGCUUCAGGGCAAGUCAGGUAGUGGAUCAAAAAAUAAUACUAUUGGCCUGUUCAGAGUCGUUUCGAAGCCGCCAGUUUCAGUCUUGACGUCUUAUAGUUUUAGUAUCCCAAUUUCUUUCAUCUAUUCCAUUCAAGUCAGAAAGCCCUCGGUUGGCUGGUGGUUUGGCUCAAUUGUCGUUAACUCAAGGGAUGGUGAGAAGCUCCCCAUAGUCUUCUUCCAUGACGACGAGUCCCCAUCAACUAUCCAACACCAGAAAGUGAGGAACCAGAGAUUCGAUCCCUUUGGUGAGGGAGGGGACUUGUUCUGGGGUGGUCUGGAGUUUAUGAAUGCAUUAAAUAAAUUUGCCAAUGUUGAAAAGCUGCGCUUAGAACCUUCAGUGUACUUGGUUAAUCCAGAUUCAUUGGAUUUAAGAAACUUUUCGCCCUACGAAAGUAAAAACAAAAAGGGUACAGAAGGAAAAGCAAAGCAAGAGCCUUUCAAGCUUCCUGAUGUCAAUAAGUUUUUGGCCAAUGCUAAGUGGAAGGUCUUAGAGACAGUUGCGACAUUUUCCACAAGGACCAGAAACCAAGUCAUUGACUUGGUAGAAGAGCACGCUCCAACGAACAUUAAGCAAAUAAUAAAAAAACCUGAAGUUCAGAAAAUGGGAGAGGAAUUUGACAGUGCCAGGGUCUAUUUGGCUAAAUGGGCGGCUCAAGUUAAGGAGGAAGCUGAAGAAUCUCAAAGAAAAUAUAUGCUCGAUGAUGAGUUGUAUAAUAAGAUCAAUAAGGAAAUUGGUUCUAAUGAAAUUUUGACAAAUGAGGAAAUCAGCACUGCUUCAAGAAGAAAGGCAAUUUCGAAAGUGGAAUGGGAAGGAUUUUUCGAUUACUCUGGUAGAUUGUGUAUUACUGUCGGGGAGGUUAAAUCAAGAAUAUUCCACGGAGGUUUAGAAGAUUCAAUUAGAGGAGAGGCAUGGUUAUUUUUGUUGGGAAUCUUCCCUUGGGAUUCCUCCAAGGAAGAGAGAGUGGUGUUAAAGGAAAGUUAUGAAUCUGCCUAUGGUGAAUUGAAAUUGAAAUGGGUUACAGACGAAGACAAGAGAAGUGAAGAAUUUUGGAAGGAUCAAAAGCAUAGAAUCGAGAAAGAUAUUAAUAGGACUGACAGGAACUUAACUAUCUUUCAGAACAAAAGAAGGCUUUCAAUUCAAGGAAUUGACAGUAAGAAGGGACCAAUAGUUAGAGAAGAGACUGAAGAAGAAAGAGGAAGGAGAUCCAGACAAGCUUCCUCUUCAUCUGAAACAGGACCUGCAAAUACUGCUGAGUCAAGAAAUUCCUCUCCAGAAACUCCUGAUGAAGAUGCUUUCGAAAAUGAGGAAGAGGAUGACCAAUUUGACGUUUCUAAUAUCAAAAAUCCACACCUCUUUAGAAUGAGAGAGAUCUUAUUGACUUAUAACGAGCACAAUGUAAAUUUAGGUUAUGUCCAAGGAAUGACAGAUCUCUUGUCACCAUUAUACGUUAAAUUUCAAGAUGAAUCUUUAACGUUUUGGUCAUUUUCGAAAUUCAUGGAUAGAAUGGAAAGAAAUUUCGUAAGGGAUCAAUCGGGUAUGAAAAAGCAAAUGUUACUAUUGAAUGAAUUAGUACAAUUUAUGUUGCCUGAUCUAUUUAAGCAUUUGGACAAGUGUGAAUCAACAGAUUUGUUUUUCUUUUUCAGAAUGCUUCUUGUGUGGUUUAAACGUGAAUUUGAAUGGGAUGAUGUGUUAAGAUUAUGGGAAAUCUUAUGGACAGAUUUAUAUUCCAGCCAAUACCAUUUAUUUAUAGCAUUAAGUGUAUUGAGUGAUAAUGAAAGAAUUAUCAUUCAAAAUUUGAGAAGAUUUGAUGAAGUUUUAAAGUAUAUGAACGAUUUAUCUAUGAAAUUGAAUUUGGAUCAUUUAUUGAUUAGAUCUGAGUUGCUAUUUUUGAGAUUUAGAAGAAUGAUUGAUAUCAUUGAUAGAGAAAAUUCAAAGAAGCCUGCUGUAGAUGGGGAAGAAAACAGCAGUAUUAUCAAGAUUAGCCCCGACUUGAGAGGAUUGUUGAGCAAAGAAUUGGUUAUACAAAAGGAGGUGGAAAGACCAGAAGGGGUAGGUGGUGGUUAG